This is a messenger RNA of Cutaneotrichosporon oleaginosum, 1020 nucleotides long. RefSeq lists its product as uncharacterized. The record is from RefSeq and is a predicted model, not a curated record. NCBI's taxonomy places the organism in Eukaryota, Fungi, Basidiomycota, Tremellomycetes, Trichosporonales, Trichosporonaceae.
CGCGCUGUUCUCCCACCACUCCUCUGAGCUCAACAUCAUGGCGGAGAUCAAAACGCUCGCCGGCAACAUGACCUUCACCGAGUGCCCGCGCUGGCACGAAGGUCGGUGGUGGUUCUCCGACUUCUACACGCACGCGAUCUACAGCAUGAAGUCCGACGGAUCUGACCUCAAGAAGGAGGUCGACGUGCCCGCACAGCCGUCCGGCCUGGGUUGGCUUCCCGACGGCCGCCUGAUCUUCGUCUCAAUGAAGGACCGCAAGGUUAUGGCGCGCGAGGCAGACGGCUCGCUAUCAGUGCACGCCGACGUGUCGUCGUACGUCACUGGCCACCCGAACGACAUGGUGGUAGGCCCCGACGGCGUCGCGUACCUCGGCAACUUUGGCUUCGACCUCAUGGGCGGCGCGCCGCCUGCGACCGCUAACUUGCUGCGCAUCGCGCCAGACGGCUCGGUCAAGAUCGCGGCCGAGGGCCUGCAUUUCCCCAACGGCAGUGUGAUCACGCCUGACGGGCGCAUGCUCAUCGUCGACGAGUCCUUCGGCAACCGCACCUCCGCGUUCGACAUCACGUCUGACGGCCUGGGGCCGCGGCGCGACUGGGCCGUCUUCGGACCCAUUCCCAAGCAGGCCCAGGAUAGAAACUACGUGCCGGACGGGUGCGGUCUCGACGCUGAAGGCGCGCUGUGGAUCGCCGACGCUGGUGGCGGCCGCGUCUGCCGCGUGCGCGAGGGCGGAGAAAUUCUCGAGACUAUCGAGCCCGGUACCGGCGUGUUCGCAUGCAUGCUCGGCGGUGAGGACGGGCGCGACCUCAUCAUGUGCUGCGCCCCCGACUUUUACGAGCACAAGCGCAGCGCCUCUAAGGAGGCUGAGCUGAGGGUUGUGCGUGUUAAAGUGCCGCGCGCCGGGUGGCCCUAACCGUGACAUGGAGCGGGAGUUGAAGCUUGGGCGUCACCAUGCUGCGCUCGCCAUUGUAUGAAGGAUACGGGAGGUACAGCAAAGGGAGCAUAUGAAGGCAGUUGACAGUA